AUGAAUUGGAAUAUCUAGCCAAGUUCCUUAAAAAAUAAUAUAGUAAACCAGGCUGAAAUCAACGACGAGGUUAUAAUCAUAAUUUUUUACAGAAGCCUAUUUUUUGAUUUGAUUGCAAGAUAGUUGGAGAAUAUCUCAGCAUAAUCAAAAAUUAUCAGAAUAUGUAUGGUUAAGCAGAGUGACAUGAUGCUUGUGGUCUGUGUAAGAGUAGUUACUCUUAAAUUCUAUAAUAUUGUAGCCUUAUCUUACUGGAUAUACUAUACGCAAAAUACUUCUUCGCUAAAAGCCACCAUCAAUAGAAACAAGAUGUUUGCGAAUAUCGCAAGUAUUGAGAACACGAUGAGAUUUUUCUUUGCAUCUUUCUCUGGAUUUGAUUAAUGCACUGGUUCAUCUUAGAGGUGA
Molecule: messenger RNA, 402 nt
Organism: Stylonychia lemnae
Lineage: Eukaryota; Ciliophora; Spirotrichea; Sporadotrichida; Oxytrichidae
Source: the annotation of a GenBank genome assembly